ACAGCGACUCUGGGGAAUGUGCUCUCGGCCCCCCCUACCGUGCUUACUUAAGCUAAUGGAAGAUCUUGCCUUUCAGUAGCCGCUGCACUGGGAUACCAGACAAACAGCUCUCCUCGACCCCUGGCAGACAGGGCCCCUCUUCAGGACAUCAUUAAAAGCACAUGCACUUGUUUCAGACCCAUUGGCAGCCUCGGGUGGCAAGAUUCGGGACUUCUACUCUGAAGCCAAGGAGAAGCCAGAGCGGUGGAAAACAUCCUCGCUUUGAAAAUCCAAAGCUAAAUUAAAGAGCUACGUGAGAUAAGGAGCCUGAAGAAUAUUAGUUGGCUGCGGGGUUGAGGAGAGACACAAAAAGCACAGCAGGUAAGAGCCGGGGGUUGUUGCCAAAAAGGAACUGUCCCAGGUGGCGAGCGAAAAGGAUCUCAGCGUUGGAGGCCUAUCCGUUUGAGAUUUCCUAGCGCGCUCAAGCUUGCUUGUCUUUUUCCAUCAGUUUCCAGAGGACGGACAUUGUCAGAGCCUUCCCUAUCGGUGCCACUAAUCCUGUUAUCAGCUUGGUUAUAAAUGUUAAUUCCCCUGGCCCUUCGGUGAUGGUGCCGCAUCAGAUUGGGAGCUGUUAGGAAGCCCCUCACCAGAAUCUCGCCCCUCCCUGCGAGAAACCGAUGAGAGGCAGGGCCAAGGCAACGCGAUGGCGGCCUAUCCAGAGAGGUGCGUGGACGCCACCGUGCUGGACUUCGUCGCAGACCUGUCCCUGGCCUCCCCGGGGCACCCACUCCUCUGCGACUUCGCACCUGGGGUUCCCUUUGGGGACCGAGACCUUGUGCUCCGAGAGGGAAGACGCAGGAGGCUGGCACGCUUUGAGGAGGAGGAUCCCGAAGAGGAAGGCGAAGUAGACGAGGGGGAGGAGGAGGAGGAGGAAGAGGAGCAUGGGAGAGGCGCGUCCCCGCUGGGCCGUCCCAAGAGGAAAAGGGUGAUCACCUAUGCCCAGCGCCAGGCAGCCAACAUUCGCGAGAGGAAGCGGAUGUUCAACCUCAACGAGGCCUUCGACCAGCUGCGAAGGAAGGUGCCCACUUUUGCUUACGAGAAGAGGCUGUCCCGGAUCGAGACCCUACGCCUGGCCAUCGUCUACAUUUCCUUCAUGACCGAGCUCUUGGAGAGCUUCGAAAAGAAGGAAACCGGCUGAGUCCGGGUGGGAUGGAGGUGUCUGUCCCCUCCUCUCGUGGGCGUGCGCGGGCUUGGGGGUGCAUCAGGACCCAGCAGGGUGCGGCCGAGAGACCUGGAGGGACUCUUUAAGACAGAAAGUCUGGCCUUCUGGAGCUUGGUCCGGACUUGAGAAAUCCCCACAGCUAGGGAGAAGAGUGGCAGCCGGAGAGUUAACAUACACGCGAUUGCUUUCUAAGGAGCCUGGGGCGCCUUAGGAGGUAGAAUUCGCUGGGCCUGUUGAGGCGACAGCCCAGAAGCGGUUUCUGCCGGCCUGGUGGGUGGGGAGCUAAUCCUCUCCCCAAACUGUAGACUUCGGGG
Molecule: messenger RNA, 1515 nt
Organism: Neofelis nebulosa (Clouded leopard)
Lineage: Eukaryota; Metazoa; Chordata; Mammalia; Carnivora; Felidae
Gene: FERD3L
Product: Fer3 like bHLH transcription factor
Exons: 1
Coding region: 683-1177 (164 amino acids)
Biological process (GO): regulation of transcription by RNA polymerase II; developmental process
Molecular function (GO): protein dimerization activity; DNA-binding transcription factor activity, RNA polymerase II-specific; RNA polymerase II transcription regulatory region sequence-specific DNA binding
Source: RefSeq, a predicted model, not a curated record